AUGUCCGACAUGGAGGAUUUGGCCAAGCCGACCAUGCAGGCCAACGUGUCGGACAGCUACCCGCUGAACCCGGCCAGCGUGAUCGUAUCGGUAGUCUUCUCGCUCAUCUUCUUGCUGGGCACGGUGGGCAACAGCCUGGUACUAGCCGUGCUGCUACGGAGCGGACAGUUGGGCUACAACACCACCAACCUCUUCAUCCUCAACCUCAGCAUGGCUGAUUUCUUCUUCAUCAUCUUCUGCGUGCCCUUCCAAGCCACCAUCUACUCGCUGGACGGCUGGGUCUUCGGCUCCUUCAUGUGCAAGGUCGUCCACUUCUUCAUCAACCUCACCAUGUACGCCAGCAGCUUCACACUUGCUGCCGUCUCCGUUGACAGGUAUUUGGCUAUCCGUUACCCACUGCGUUCCCGAGAGCUGAGGACACCAUGCAACGCUUUGGUGGCCAUGGUGGUCAUCUGGGGCCUCUCUUUGGUGUUCGCGGGGCCCUACCUCAGCUACUACCGCCUGAUCGACUUCGCUAACGGCACCAUGUGCAUCCCCGGCUGGGACGAGCGCGACCGGAAGCUCCUGGACACGUGCACGUUCCUGUUCGGUUACGUGGUUCCGGUGCUCAUCGUCAGCCUGUCGUAUACACGCACCAUCAAGUACCUGUGGACCGCCGUGGACCCUCUGGACGGCAUGUCCGAGUCCAAACGGGCCAAGCGCAAAGUGACCAAGAUGAUCCUCAUCGUCACGGUGCUCUUCUGCAUCUGCUGGCUGCCCUACCACGUGGUCAUCCUUUGCUACCUGUACGGAGACUUCCCCUUCAACCAAGUGACGUACGCUUUCCGCCUGCUGUCGCAUUGCAUGGCCUACGCCAACUCCUGCGUCAACCCUAUCGUCUACGCGCUGGUCUCCAAGCACUUCCGCAAGGGCUUCAAGAAGGUCUUCAGCUGCCUGCUCAGCAAAAAGGGGCGCAACAAGGUCCACGUGGUGCACGUGGCCAACACCGUGCCAGGCUUCGAGGCCGGGUCCACCGAGGUGUCGCAGAUGAACGAGGAGAAUGCUCGCAACAAUGAGUGCGAGAUGACCGACAGACGGCCGGUCCAGCCCCGGGAGCCCACCGUCACCCUUGACUUGCCCUUUCAACACCCCACCUGA
Molecule: messenger RNA, 1137 nt
Organism: Nerophis lumbriciformis (worm pipefish)
Lineage: Eukaryota; Metazoa; Chordata; Actinopteri; Syngnathiformes; Syngnathidae
Source: RefSeq, a predicted model, not a curated record